AAUGUCAUAUGUAAAUUAAACUUAAACAAAAUAUAAAUAUGAAAUUGUUUAUUAAGAUUUUUUAUUAUAAUUUGAUAGACGAAUAUUUAGUUAUAUUGUUUCUGUGUUAAAAUCAUAUCUUAAAUUUUUAAUUAUGUAUAAGUACGUCAUAAAUAAAUAAUUUUUGAGAUAUUUAAUAUAUUUUAUAUCUCAAAACUAUAUAUAAGAAAAUUAUAAAUUCAAGUAAAUUACAAAAGCUUGUUAUUUGUAAUAUUAUAUACUUAUUAUCAUAUUUAAUAAUAUUUUGUUGAACUGUUUUUUUUAUUCUUAAGAGGUUAUUUGAAUGUUCUUUAUAAAUAAUCAUGUUUCAAGCUUUUCAUAAGUCAAAUCGCACAAAAAUAUGUACUAUUUGUAAUUUUCAUUCAACGCAGUUGCAUUACAUAAAAAAAAAAAUUUUUUCUCAAAAAUUGAAAGAUGGACCUGACUUAGAACAUUUUAUUGCUGAUACUUAUAAACAAUAUGAUGGAAAAUUAAAAUUAGAAAAGGGAGACAAAUCCCGUUUAAGAUUACCACCUUGGCUUAAAACAGAAAUACCUAUAGGUAAAAGUUAUAAUAGAAUAAAAUCACAAUUAAGACAAUUACAAUUAAGCACUGUAUGUGAAGAAGCACGAUGUCCUAAUAUUGGGGAGUGUUGGGGAGGUGGUACACAUGGAACAGCAACUGCUACUAUUAUGUUAAUGGGCGAUACAUGUACCCGUGGUUGUCGUUUCUGUUCUGUAAAAACAUCACGUACACCAUUACCCUUAAAUCCAGAAGAACCAAUAAAUACAGCAAUUGCAAUAACAGAUUGGGGUUUGGAUUAUGUUGUAUUAACAUCAGUAGACAGAGAUGAUUUAAAUGAUGGUGGAGCUAAUCAUAUUGCAGAAACAGUGAAAGAAAUUAAAAAAAGAACUAAUAUUUUAGUAGAAUGUUUGGUACCAGAUUUUAGAGGAAAUAAAGAUUGUAUUGAAAUAAUUGUUAAUUCUAAUCUUGAUGUGUUUGCUCAUAAUAUUGAAACUGUUGAACGUUUAACUCCAUUUGUUAGAGAUAGACGAGCUGAAUAUAGGCAAUCACUGAAGGUUUUAAAAAUAGCAAAAAAAUGUAAUCCAGAAUUAAUUACAAAAUCAUCAAUAAUGUUAGGAUUAGGUGAAACUGAUGAAGAAAUUGAACAAACAAUGAAAAAUUUAAGAGAAAUUGGUGUAGAUGCUUUAACACUCGGACAAUAUAUGCAACCUACAAAAAGACAUUUAAAAGUUAUUGAGUAUGUUACACCUGAAAAAUUUAAAAAAUGGGAAAAUAUAGGAAAUGAAUUAGGAUUUUUAUAUACUGCAAGUGGUCCAUUAGUACGUUCAUCAUAUAAAGCUGGAGAAUUUUUUUUAACAAAUAUAUUAAAAAGACGUAGAAAUAAACAGGCUGAAAAUCAAUAAAUAUAUUUCUUUUAAUUAUAAUUAUUGGAAUAUUCAUAAUUAUUUAUAUGAAUUUUAUAUUAUAUAAUACAAAAUUCAUAUAUAUUAUAAUAUAAAUUAUUGUAAAUUUGUGCAUUAAGUUAAUAGAAAUACUUGUAAUUAUAUUAUAUAUAAAAUGUAGUAUAUUGAAAAUUAACAAAAUUUUCAUAAUCUAUGAUAUUCUAUUAUUGUAUUGAAUAUAAUGGUAGGAAAAAUACAAACAUAAAAUACAAAUGUUCAUUUUGAAUGUAUACAGAAAAUAUAUUAUAAAAUAUAUUACAUUAUUUUUAA
Messenger RNA from Apis dorsata (giant honeybee), 1754 nucleotides. It is a transcript of the gene Las, whose product is annotated as lipoyl synthase, mitochondrial. Gene Ontology annotation, biological process: lipoate biosynthetic process. NCBI's taxonomy places the organism in Eukaryota, Metazoa, Arthropoda, Insecta, Hymenoptera, Apidae. Gene Ontology annotation, cellular component: mitochondrion. The transcript has 6 exons. Bases 342 to 1445 code for a protein of 367 amino acids. Gene Ontology annotation, molecular function: lipoate synthase activity; 4 iron, 4 sulfur cluster binding. The record is from RefSeq and is a predicted model, not a curated record.